UUUAAGAUUCUACUCAUGGCUUUCAAUGCGUCAUAUUGAGUGUGCGAAUGAUAAACACCAUUCAUACUAUGAAUUUUGGCGGGGUGUGGCGAGGCGCGGACGCCAUUUGGGAAUUUACAACGAACCGAGUAUUUGUAGCAGAGACAUUGCAUAUAGCCUAUCGAAUUUGAAAAUGGAAUUGUUUAUUUUCAAUACUUGUGAAUCGCAGUCCUUUAUCAGUUGGCGCGUCGCGUCGUAUACCUCACCCACGCAUUGUUAUUAGAUAAGUUAUAGUGUUUUUGGACAAUGACGAGUCGCAGUGUUUAGAAACAACGCUUUGAACAAGGAUGGGUCGCGCCAAAGUUCCACACUGUAAAGAUCAAAUGACAAGCGGCGAAAAUUAUGAAUAAACAAUUAAAUAAUGAAGAUAUCACAGAAAUUCUAAAUGAAUUAAAACGGCUUAUAAACAGGCUUGAUAAACGCAUAUUGCCUCAUUAUGCAGGUACUGACAAGCUCGCUGAAAAGUUCCAUCCUAACAUCCUAUACGCAUUAAAACAAGAACAUGAGGUGAUCAUUAACUCUAGAGAAAUAAAACAAACGUUUUCACGGUCAGUUGGUCCUGGUUUACUGUCAACUGAUCAUGGUGUUCAUACUGAAGAACCUUUUAAUGCAGAAGUCGCUGUGUCGUCAGUUGAAUCGAAUUGUAUCGAUACAAGAGAGUCGAGUCAAGAAACAGAGGGAGAUAUAAUUAGGACAUUGGAGGAAACAGAUGCAUUUAACGAUGAAAAUAGUUCAGCAGACAAUAAUUGUCCAUCAAGUGGACAGCAUGAAAUUCAAAAUGAUUUAUGUGAUUCCCGAGACACGACAGACGAUGAGGAUAUUCUAGACUUGAUGAUAUACGAAUCGGAUCAUGAUGACGAUCAUAAUUCAUCCGAUGACAUAGUUGUCACGAAUUCUAUGGCGAGGGAAGAUGAUGCUUCUAUGGAUAAUUUCGUCACACAAAACAAAAGAGAACACGAAAACAAUGAAAAUAUAGAUCCUGAAACUAAUUUAAACAAACUUAAUAAUCAAAAUUUGCACAUCGAGGACACUAUAAACGAUGAUGAAUAUAGAUAUUGCUUUCCUUACCUAAAAACAAAAACAUGUAAGAAACCUAAAUGCAAAUUCAUACAUGAUUUUCCAACCACAGAGAUUAUGCACAAGAUAUUAAAGAAAUUAUAUAAAAAACCAUUAUUUGAUUUGCUAACUAGUUACAGUCUUAAACGAAUAUACGGAGAUUGCUUUGCUAAAGCGUUUUCCCAAAGACAUGACUUAAAGAAUCUCUUUACAAUCAUGAUGGAAUUUUUAGAACAUUCACCAAAAGUGAAAAUUACGGAUCGCAUAAUAAACACCACUCUAAAUUAUUUUAAUAAUUAUUAUAAAAACAUCAAUCUUACGCCAUAUAAAAAAAUAUUAUUAGCAUAUGUAUGUCCAGAGAAACAAUUGUACAUGGUGCUGUUCGAGCGGGUUUUAAGAAGAAAAAUAAAUAAUGAAAAUGAUUUUAAGUCAUUCAAACGGGUUUGUUUGUUAUUAACUGAUUUUAUAAUCGAUAAUUGUAGAGAAGUUGACAUGUCCACUACAGAAAUAUUCAUGAACAAAAUUUGUAAUGUGCAAUACGAUCAAAGCUUGACAAAAGCGUUAAUGAAUAUGAUGCGACGUACAAGUGCAGAAAUAUUCGAAAAUCCCGCAAUACAGCGUCUAGAGGAAGUCAUAAAACGCAAUGCAGCACUCUAUGAACAAUAUUUACAAUUAAAAGACGCCAAGAGGAAGAAAGAUAAUGGUGUUAAAAAUUAUAAUAUUGGAUCUCAAGUUCAAAAUUAUGUUAAUGAAGUCACGAGUACUUCGAUAAGUAACAAUUUACAAUAUUCUUCUAAGAGGAAUAAUGGAGCAACAGAUAUCACUGAAAGGGGAAUCAACCAUCCCAUUCCAAAUGGUUCUGAAGAUUUGCCUGAUUCUACUGUACCUUAUAAGGAUACCGACGAUUUAACAAUUGCGGAUUAUGAAAGAAAUUCACGUGAAAUAAGUAAUAAUUAUUAUAUGUCUGGAAAGAAUUAUUCACAAGAUAGAACAUGGUGCUUAUUUUAUAUAUUAGGUCGUUGUAACAGACAUAAUUGUAGUUACCGACAUGGGGAGCCAGAUCUAGAAGAAUUCAAUAAACUGCUGAACCAGAUCAAAGAGGAAAAGUUAUUUACCUUGAUCAAACACCAGCCCAUAGUAAAGAAAUACGGGAAAUGCCUCGCUCAAAAGUUUUAUGAACAAAAAUCUACUAAACUAUUGGUGAUGUUGGCUGUGGAGUGCUUGAUGUUAGCAGACAUCAUACCAGAUAUUAAAACUGACGUAAUGAAUGUAACAUUACGUUACUUCAACAAGCCUGAAAUUGAUGUUCGUCUUUGCGAAGACCUUCUAAAUAAAAAAAUACAAACGAAGUCUGUUCAAUCGCUGCUGUUAAAACAAUUAUUAACUAAUGACACUCUUGCAGAAUCCACGAAUGCACUCAUUUUCUUGAUAAAUUCAAUAAGUGCAAGUAAUGAAACGUUUGGUUACUAUGCCGCAGAAUCUAUUCUGGAAAGAGUUUGCUCAACAUACAGUACCAAUUUGGCAAGAUCUUUUAUGAAUGUCAUUCGUCUUACCUACCCAAAAAUACUUAAACAUUCCUUAAUAUCUCGAUUCGAAGAAUUAUUGGCAACGGACAAAGAUCUUCUCGAGCAGUAUAAAGUUUUGAAAACCGCCAAUAAUAAAGGCGAUGUAGAUACACGUCGAAUUGCUAAUGAAACAGUUAGCUCGUCAAAUGUUACUAUGGACAUUGUUACACAAAAUCGUAGGCGGAGUACGGACGAAACAUCUUCAAAGGCCAACAGUGCACGUCCCAAGCCUGCUGCCUCCAUAAAGAGACGGCGCUUCACAAACCACAACCCGGUGGCCCAGACACCUGAACCGAGUCCUGUCAUACCGCCUCAUCCGCACAGAAAGCCAAUAAAGAUAUUUCCUUGCCAUUGGGCCCCCCUCAUUGGUACUUCGAGUAGUAAACCGGAGGGAAGUCAGCAAAGAAAUGGCCAAGCAGAUUCGCCUUGAUCUCAUUUUUAUUUUUAAGGCUUUUUU
Molecule: messenger RNA, 3117 nt
Organism: Manduca sexta (tobacco hornworm)
Lineage: Eukaryota; Metazoa; Arthropoda; Insecta; Lepidoptera; Sphingidae
Exons: 6
Coding region: 382-3090 (902 amino acids)
Molecular function (GO): metal ion binding
Source: RefSeq, a predicted model, not a curated record